CGAGAAGCUUGGGUAUUAAAAGGCUGAACAAUUCAUCUGCCGAUUAUCAGGUGAAAAUCAGACACUUGAUUGUAAGCGAUAAAGUAAACAACAUGGCAUUCCGAAUUAUUGUUUUAAUUAACUUCAUUGUUGCAUUUGCUAGUUAUGGCGUUCUUGCUAGUGAUUGUGACCAAGCUCCACCAGAAGUUAACGGAAACUUUGAUGCAUGCUGCUCAUUUCCAAACAUAACCGAUCCUGUGAUUGACAAAAAAAUUCAAGAAAUGGUAAAAACUUUGUCGCUAGAAGGAAAAGAUAGCUAUUCAGUUGUUUGUAAAGUUGCACAAGUCAUCUUUAAUGACAUGAAGCUUGUAAAAGACAACACUGUUGACAAAGAUGCUUUCCAGAAAAUGGUCGAUAGCUAUGUCACAAAAGAUGUUGAGUACUGGAGGCAGCCAUUAAAAGAUGCUUAUGAUCACUGUCAGAAAACUUUGAUGAGUGAUCUUGCUAAGGUUACAGACUUCUUCUCUAAGCCACCAUAUAACAUCAAAAAAGAAGAUUGUGAUGUACAAUAUGUAGCUUUGUUUACUUGCAUUCAUUUGGAUUCAUUUGCUAACUGUCCAACUGCAGCCUGGAAACCAACAAACGAAAAGGUUUGCACAACUAUGAAAACUUGGUUUGGAAAAUGCGGAACUGAUUUCAAUGGCAUUAAAAAAAUCAUUAGCGGAUAAGUUUUUUGAUUGUUUUUUAUAAGUUUAUAAGAGGAGGAA
Messenger RNA from Chironomus riparius, 746 nucleotides. NCBI's taxonomy places the organism in Eukaryota, Metazoa, Arthropoda, Insecta, Diptera, Chironomidae. The record is from the annotation of a GenBank genome assembly.